Messenger RNA from Tripterygium wilfordii, 2564 nucleotides. Its product is annotated as type IV inositol polyphosphate 5-phosphatase 3-like. The transcript is spliced from 11 exons. Gene Ontology annotation, molecular function: phosphatidylinositol-3,4,5-trisphosphate 5-phosphatase activity; phosphatidylinositol-4,5-bisphosphate 5-phosphatase activity; inositol-polyphosphate 5-phosphatase activity. Lineage: Eukaryota; Viridiplantae; Streptophyta; Magnoliopsida; Celastrales; Celastraceae. The coding region runs from base 294 to 2162 and encodes 622 amino acids. Gene Ontology annotation, biological process: phosphatidylinositol dephosphorylation. The record is from RefSeq and is a predicted model, not a curated record.
GUGUAUAUGGAUGGAUAGAUAGAUAUAGAAUAUAGAAUGUAUAUAGAAUGUAUAUAUAUGUAUAUAUGUAUAUAUAUACAUAGUAUGUAUUGAUUGAUAUAGAUUAGCAGUAGUAGUUGAUGCUGAUCAUUCUUUUUGAUUCUUUCAUACCGUUAUGAUCUGCACUGUCGUUUAUCAACUGCCCAAUCCAGAGAAAGCGUAGCUUCGUUUCAUUCAUUCUUCUUCUUCUUCUUCUUCUUCAUUUGUUGUGUGAUUAUUAGCUAGUUAGUAUAGCGUACUAGGUCUACAGAGAAAUGGAGUCUCGCUCAAAGCGGCAAUCGGAGCUUUUACGGGCUCGUGUGGUGAUGCGCAAGUGGCUCAACAUCAACGCCAAAGAUUCUGAUUACAGCGCCGACACCAACGAUCACGAUUCCGACUCUGAAGAUGACAAAGUGCAUGAUAAAUGGGAGCGGAAUUUGCAGACUGCUAAGGGUGAUUUUAAUGAUGGUCCUCCAAAGAUAAGAAGACGGACUUCUGAAACUUUUAGGGCACAGUAUAUAAAUACGAAGGAACUCAGAAUUCGUGUUGGCACAUGGAAUGUCGGAGGACAAGUUCCACCUGAUGACCUAGGCAUUGAUGAUUGGAUCAACAUCAACGAACCCGCUGACAUUUAUUUGCUUGGUAUACAGGAAAUUGUACCACUAAAUGCUGGGAAUGUAUUUGGAGCAGAAGAUAACCGUCCUGUUGCAAAGUGGGAAAACAUCAUUCGUGAAACACUAAAUCGAAUUCGACCUUCAUCAAUGAAGGUCAAAUGUUUUAGUGAUCCCCCAUCCCCCUCAAAGUUUAAGCCAUCUGAAGAUAUUCCAGAUAUAGAAGAACAAAUAUUUCUUGAGAGUGAUAGUGACAUUGGUGAGGAAGUUUGUCCCUUAGAUGAUGACUCCAACAAUUAUGAUGAAGUCAAGGCUGGUCCAAUCAAUGGUGAAAACAACUUCAAGAAUUUCGAACUAGACUGCAUUGAGAGUGAGAAAUUAGAUAUGCCAGUAGAACAGGAUUUGCAGUUGCAGCUUUCUUCUCCAAAGGAACUAGAUAGAUUGAAUUGCCUCCGAAUAGAAGAUUCUACAAAUAACGUAGAAGUGCCAGCCGCCAAGAAAAUUUGGAAAUUAACUAAAAUGUUAAGCAACUCUGAAAGGAUUGGUUUGAUCUGGUCAGAGCCUCCCCGAGACUUGUUAUCUCAGCAUGUUUUAGAGAGGACAAGUACCUUCAAAUCUGUUAAAUCUUUCAAGGUAUCCAAGUCGUUCAACAGAUAUAGUUCUUUUAAAUCAUUCACAAAUGAGAUGUCGCCUGGAAUAGCUUUACUAGCAGAACUCGACCUUGAAUCUCUCAUUAAUCGGAAAAGAAGGUCUCCAUAUGUAAGGAUGGUAAGUAAGCAGAUGGUUGGGAUUUUUCUCACUGUAUGGGUUCGAAGGAGCUUGCGCAGGCACAUUCAGAACCUAAGAGUGUCCACUGUUGGUGUUGGUGUUAUGGGCUACAUUGGGAACAAGGGAUCAGUGUCUGUCAGCAUGUCCAUAUAUCAGACACUAUUUUGCUUUGUAUGUACUCACCUGACAUCAGGUGAAAAAGAUGGAGAUCAACUGAAGAGAAAUGCCGAUGUGCAUGAAAUACAUAGAAGAACUCAAUUCCGUCCACUCUUCAGCAUUGGCCUGCCCAAAAGUAUUCAUGAUCAUGAGAGGAUAAUCUGGUUGGGUGAUCUAAACUAUCGUAUUAACUUGUCAUAUGCGAAAGCACAUGAACUUAUCUCCAAAAAGGAGUGGUCCAAGUUGGUGGAGGGAGAUCAGCUUGUACGAGAGCUGAGAAAAGGUCGUGCAUUUGAUGGAUGGUCUGAGGGCACCUUAACUUUUCCACCAACAUAUAAGUAUGAGCUAAAUUCUGAAAAUUAUUACAAGGACGAUCCAAAGGCUGGGAGGCGAACUCCAGCAUGGUGUGAUCGCAUCAUUUCGUAUGGCAAGGGAAUGAGGUUACUGAGUUACAGUAGGACUGAGCUUAAACUUUCUGAUCAUCGUCCAGUGUCUGCCACAUAUAUGGCUGAGGUUGAGGUGCUUUCUCCUAGGAAGCUACAGCGGGCACUCAUAUUUACGGAUGCUGAGCUUGAAAAUACGAAACUUGUAGCAGACUCGGGUUGUUGAUUUUUCGAAAUCCUGGUUGAGACCAGAUCAGAGGAUGUGUUUACCGGGAGCGUCAAGGGUGGAGUGGCUAACUCUCACAGACACUUUGAAAAAAAAAUACAGAGUUAGAGCUCCAACAAGCAUCGAUCUCGUUUACCACACAAGCCCUGUGUGCUUUGGUUAGCUUCUGCUAACAGGUGCGGAUGAUUGAAUGAUAGGCUGUGCCCCGACGGUUACGAUGUUGCCACGUGAGAUUCACAGAUAAGAUAUUAGUACUUUUUAUUUUUUAUACAUAGUCUACCCCAAACAGUUAGAACAAUACUGUGGUUGUAAAUGAGGUAAACAUUUGACAAGUAGUUUGCAAAGAGCUCUUGUUAAUUUUUAUUUGUGAAGUUUAAGAAACGAUUUUGAAUAAGGUUUUUA